AUGCCUCAUCCAUUCAAAUCCGCUAACAUGACCGAAAACGAGGAUCUGAGUGGUGUCCGAAUCUUCUUGGACUCCUACUUGGGCACAAGGGGGUUGGGUAACAACAACACCGCUUCUUUUCCAAACACACCCAGGGUGGGCCGGAGCGGUCUGAAGCCCUCCGGAAAUGAACAAGAGCCGCUCGACACCUACUUCGCGGAAGCGAUGUGGGCUGAACGCUUCGAGGAAACUUCCAGCUCGUCCGGGCUCUCCAUGGAAGACGACACACCCAUAGAGAUGUUGCUGGCCUACCCACCCUCAGGAGGUUCCCGUUCAAUGACGGACACCUCUUCCGUUCACACACCAGAGCCACUCGUCACUACUGAUGAAUUUACCUCCAUCUUUUCUACCUCCCCUUCCUCUCCUGGGGGCCGAUUUCGAGACACAGGCUCCUCCAUUGAUCUCAACGCCCUCCGUGGGUUGGAUGAUCGUUUGACUAUUCCUGUUUACGAUGCCAAGCAGAGCCUCCCAAGACCGCCUACUCUCGACCUUCCAGCACGGCCCAUCAAGAGAUCACCCAACAGCAGACAUCGCGUCGUCAAAAAUGUUGACAAGGUGAACAAAGUCAGAGACGCUGGCGCAUGUAUCCGAUGCAGAGUGCAAAAGGUGACAUGCUCGGCUAUCAACCCUUGUGAAACUUGCAAGAAGCUUGGACAGCAGACCACAGAGUUCUCUUGCAUUCGCGGAGACUUGACGAGUGUAGCCAAAGAGCUUUCUCCCAGGCGCUUCGCUGGCUUGAAACUCGACCAUAUUGUCAACAACACUCUGAGAACGGCGAGUCCGCAAUUCCUAGGUCCCGUCUUUGAAGGACGAAUUCUUCUCGAGCCAGACAGUUCUAGGCCGGGUCUCGAGGUCACUCUCAGAAACUACACAUGCGCUGCCUCCAACCAUGGCGGCUGUACAUUCACCAGGAAUCCAGAGAACCGUGCCCUGACCCAGGACGGCCUGGUGGACUGGGCUUCCCAAUAUGUCUCUUCUGAGGACCACAGGACCUUCGAGGGUCGUCUGGAGCAUUUCAUCAAACAGUACGGCAAGCCCAGUCACUGCAAUCCCUACAGCACGGCAAAACGUCCCAAGACCGAGUUGCUCCAAAAGGUGCACACGCUUCAUGCCAUGUGCAAAAUUUACCGCUCGCCAACCCUCUUCUUCAUCCGCUCAGGCGAGAUCAGGCUUUCCGAGCUUUCUCUCCCCGCCCAGGCGGAAAUCCGUGGUAUCGCGAAGUCCGUCAUCGAGUCGUCCGAGCGAGACAUCCUCGCCGACCUCGAUAGGUAUCUCAAGCCCACCAAGUCCAAGAUGGACAACCACGAGAGGCCCGCGGUGUGGGCUGCGCUGUGGCAGCUCAUGUUCAUCUACCGCGACCUUCUCAGAAACGUUAAGCCGUGGCACGGCAACGCAGAGCCUCUCUUGAAUGCCGUGGCGGUGUUCUACGCGAGUCUCUUCCGGACCUCCGCGGCGCUGAAGCUGCUGUCACUCGACAGCGUCAAGGGUCAUUGGCCUGCUGGUGAAACCCAGCAGGUUGGUCUCACGAAAGCGUUUGACGGCAUUUUGGAACUCCGCGACACUUUCCAUCAAAGAAUCGCUGCUGGAGUGGAUGCAAUUGACCAGCGUCUCAAGGUGCUUGUUGUAGAUCCCGAGAUGAGGGUCUUGAAACGCCGGCCGGCUCCCAAGAAGCAGGUCAGCGCAAAACGUGGUGCGUCUGGGCAGUGUGACGAAGAUGAAAUUAUGACUGGCUAUUAG
Messenger RNA from Colletotrichum lupini, 1776 nucleotides. RefSeq lists its product as uncharacterized. The coding region runs from base 1 to 1776 and encodes 591 amino acids. The record is from RefSeq and is a predicted model, not a curated record. The transcript is spliced from 4 exons. Gene Ontology annotation, biological process: regulation of DNA-templated transcription. NCBI's taxonomy places the organism in Eukaryota, Fungi, Ascomycota, Sordariomycetes, Glomerellales, Glomerellaceae. Gene Ontology annotation, molecular function: zinc ion binding; DNA-binding transcription factor activity, RNA polymerase II-specific.